UUUACAUCCGAUAGAUUUCCGAAACCGGAUGUCGCUGUGUUUUGAUUGUUCUUUUUUCGUCAAGGCCCGACCAUGGCGACGGCACUAAGCAAGAAACGCAGGUUUGUUGCGGACGGAGUGUUCAAUGCUGAGUUGAACGAGUUCCUUCGCCGAGAGCUCGCCGAAAAUGGUUACUCGGGCGUAGAGGUGCGCAACGGCGCGAUGAAAACUGACAUUAUCAUCAUGGCCACUCGUACGCAAGAUGUCCUCGGAGAGAAGGGACGUAAGAUCCGUGAACUUACCGCUGUUGUUCAAAAAAGAUUCAACUUCAAGGAGGGUACGGUCAAUCUGUUCGCCGAGAAGGUGUCGGCUCGUGGCCUGUGUGCCAUCACACAGUGUGAAUCCCUCCGUUACAAAUUGAUUGGGGGCCUUGCUGUUCGUCGGGCUUGCUACUCAGUUCUCCGUUGCAUUAUGGAGGCUGAAGCUAUGGGCUGUGAAGUUGUCGUCUCUGGUAAACUUCGAGGCCAGCGCGCGAAGAGCAUGAAAUUCGUCGAGGGUCUCAUGAUUCAUUCUGGCGAUCCAACAAACCACUAUGUUGAGACUGCCGUCCGUCAUGUACUGCUCAAACAGGGCGUACUUGGUAUCAAAGUGAAGAUCAUGCACCCGUUCGACGCGCAAGGCAAGCGUGGCCCCGCUCUCAUGCUACCCGACAAAGUUACCGUUAUGGUGCCCAAGUACGAGGACGACAAUGUCGAGACCCGCUCGGACAACAAGCAGGACAAUACAAAGCCACCGGCGGCUGCGGCGACGGCUGCAGUGGCAGCUACGGCAGCUGUUCUUUAAUAUGAAAAGGAAACGCUCACCCGGAACAUUUGGCCAGUAGUGGCCACCCGCUAGCCGCGUUCCAUUUAUGCAAAGGCGGGCAAAAUGUGAAAUAAAUCAUUUGGGGACAA
Molecule: messenger RNA, 932 nt
Organism: Varroa destructor (honeybee mite)
Lineage: Eukaryota; Metazoa; Arthropoda; Arachnida; Mesostigmata; Varroidae
Gene: RpS3
Product: ribosomal protein S3
Biological process (GO): translation; positive regulation of apoptotic signaling pathway
Cellular component (GO): nucleus; cytosolic small ribosomal subunit
Molecular function (GO): RNA binding; structural constituent of ribosome
Source: RefSeq, a predicted model, not a curated record